UUUCGCACGGUGCAGUUGUUUAAAUAAACGAAAAAUUAGGACAUUGGGUUUAAGGAUAGGUUGAAUGCAAUUCUUAUUCCGAAUACAUUUCAUCCAGAGUGCGUCUAGAUAGACGAACAUUUAUUACAAUGUGAAUAUAGAAACCAGUGAAAAGGUUGAUUCAAGUGUCACUGAAAUAAUUGCCUAAAUUUGCAGUGAAUUGAUUAGUUCUAUGUUCUGUGAAAGGGAUAAUCACCCGUCCACAAACGCUAUGCUCUCGCCAGCCAGUUUGGGAGAAAUUAAGGAACGAAUCAGCAAAAACGAAGAAAAAAUCAACGUGUUACAGGCAAUCAACAACGUUCUGAAGGAACGCCAUGAGAUCGAAUCAAACUACAAAAAUUUGGCACUGAAAUUUCGUGAUAUGCAAGAAGAGGAAAGUCUACGACGGGCAAAGUUUGACGAAGCACGCAAAAGGCAGUUGGAGGAGCUGCAGGCCAAGGGUGAAGCCCUAUGCCGGGAAAAGGCCAAACUGCAGCAUCAAAUCGAACACGUGACUUGGCACCUAGAGGGAUGUCGCCGGAGACGACCUUGUCUGGCUCGAUUGCCGGAAAAUUGUCCCUUGAAAGGAGACGCCCCCAGCUGUUUACCCCAUUCGCCUGAGAAACUAAAAAUUAUGGCGAAUAUGAAAAGCACUGCAGACCACCUGGUCAGAGGAAUUAUGGAUUUGAGAAAGAAGAUUCACAUCGUUCAGGAUAAACUAGAGUUUGAGAUUUCGCGUAAAAAAGAUAUGGAAAAGAAACUAGCCGAACUACGGAAACAGAUCUGUCAACACAACAAGUGCAUGCAACAGCCGCAGCAAAGUAACACCCGGGAACAUGGACACCAACAUCAUCAUCAUCAACAUCAUCAUCACAACCACCAUCAGCAGCAGUCAGGGAAUGGUGGUGGCUUAGGAGGAGGAGGUGCCGGUAGUACUUCACUGCCUCCGAUCAAAAACUGUCUGACUACAAAAUAGCAGCGGGCAAACUCGGAAAGUGUCAAGGGAACAACAAGUGUGCGACAUACUCGAGCGCAGGCUAGUCAGUGUCCCCACGGGAAGUUCGUCAAACUACCGAGACCGUGUUCCAAUGUUGAAUUGCCAUAGAUGACCAAAUUACCUAGUCCGGAUUUGUUUCGUUCCGCUACAUAGAUACAAUAUUAUUUCCGUUUGAGCUAGUUUAUUCGUUGUUAAGCUUUGCAUCAAAUGCAGAUAGUUUAAAUAGUUGAAAGAUAAAAUUUUUUGCUAAGGUUAUAUGUUAACUAGAUUUAAAAUACCAGGGAGAAUAAUUAAAAGUAAGCCUAUGCACAAUAUCAUCGAACUUAGUAGACCAUUACCAGCAAAUUCUUUUGUUUUUCUCGCCUUGAACCGAACUGUACAUUUACCAAUUAUAUCCUUUUAUACCUAGUUUCUGGAGGUGUAAUAGUAAAAAUAUGCCUAGGAAAAAUUCUUAA
Molecule: messenger RNA, 1470 nt
Organism: Malaya genurostris
Lineage: Eukaryota; Metazoa; Arthropoda; Insecta; Diptera; Culicidae
Exons: 5
Coding region: 212-994 (260 amino acids)
Source: RefSeq, a predicted model, not a curated record